UUCGCCACCCCCGGCCGGUCCUCCCGUCCACCCAGUCCGGGCAGCACCACGCCGAGCCAUACCACACCACACACCACUGCGCCCCCGCACAGUGACCAUGGAGUACACGCCGCCCCCCAAGCCGCAACUCUCCUCCCGGGCCAACGCCUUCUCCAUCGCAGCCCUCAUGUCGAGCGGCAGCUCCAAGGACAAGGAGUCCCCCGAGAACACCAUCAAGCCUCUGGAACAAUUCGUUGAGAAAUCCUCCUGCGCUCAGCCUUUGAGUGAUUUAUCCAGCCUGGAUCCUCACGGGGAUUUUAGCAGCAGCCCUUCUUCCCUGUGCACCGAGCCCCUCAUUCCCACCACCCCCAUCAUCCCCAGCGAGGAGAUGGCCAAAAUCUCCUGCAGCCUGGAGACCAAAGAGCUCUGGGACAAGUUUCAUGAACUGGGUACCGAGAUGAUCAUCACCAAAUCCGGGAGGAGAAUGUUUCCUACGAUCAGGGUUUCCUUCUCUGGAGUGGAUCCUGAGGCCAAGUAUAUCGUGUUAAUGGAUAUAGUUCCUGUGGACAAUAAAAGAUAUAGAUAUGCCUACCACAGGUCUUCUUGGUUAGUGGCUGGAAAAGCUGACCCUCCUCUCCCUGCAAGGUUAUAUGUGCACCCUGACUCCCCAUUCACAGGAGAGCAACUGCUGAAGCAGAUGGUGUCCUUCGAAAAAGUCAAACUCACCAACAAUGAGUUGGAUCAGCAUGGCCAUAUCAUUUUGAACUCCAUGCACAAGUACCAGCCAAGGGUCCACAUCAUUAAGAAGAAGGAUCACACAGCUUCUUUGCUAAAUCUGAAAUCAGAAGAGUUCCGAACAUUCAUUUUUCCAGAAACAGUUUUUACUGCUGUUACUGCCUACCAGAAUCAAUUGAUAACCAAGUUGAAAAUUGACAGCAACCCUUUUGCUAAAGGAUUCCGUGACUCUUCCAGACUCACUGAUAUCGAGAGAGAAAGUGUGGAGAGCCUUAUCCAAAAGCAUUCCUAUGCCCGAUCCCCCAUUCGGACCUAUGGAGGAGAAGAUGAUCUCGGAGAUGACAGCCAGGCAGCACAAAGCAGAGGGUCAGCCUUUACAACAUCUGAUAACCUGUCCUUCAGUUCCUGGGUUUCCUCUUCGACCAGUUUCCCAGGAUUUCAGCAUCCACAGUCUUUGAGUGCCCUGGGUACCAGCACAGCAUCCAUAGCUACACCCAUUCCUCAUCCAAUCCAAGGAUCUCUGCCUCCGUACAGCCGCCUUGGAAUGCCUCUUACACCCUCUGCUAUAGCCAGCUCUAUGCAAGGUAGUGGCCCCACCUUCCCAUCCUUCCACAUGCCAAGGUACCACCAUUAUUUCCAGCAGGGUCCUUAUGCAGCUAUCCAAGGACUGCGUCACUCUUCUGCGGUGAUGACACCAUUUGUAUGAGUGAUGUAAGACAAGAGGAACACAAGAUUUUAAUUGUGCAAGUUUGCUAUUAAAAAUACAAGGGACUUUCCUGAAAGGCCUGUGGCAGGAGUGCUGAACUCAUAACAAACCAGCUUAAAAAAUGCAUUGUGGAUAUAGAUUCCUCUUUUGAGGGAUCUCAAGAAGAGAGCCUGUGGCUUGGAGCUGCUCACAGAUCUUUGUGUAACACAGCCAAAAUGGAUCCCGAAGUCCCUAGGAUCAUUGGUCACGUGCAGCUUGUUCCAAAGGUGCAUUACACCUAGUGGAAAGAAAUUAUCUUUAAGCAGCAGUGUAAAAACUAAUUAUCUAUAGAUCUUUUUUCAUAUGCUAGAUGAAUUUUUAAAAAGGCAAUACUCUUACUCAUCUUCAUCUCUUCUUGUGACUGAUGAGCAUCUAACAGAAAAAAAUUAUUGCUAUAACUUUGAGCAUGUUUUAGGCUAUCAGCAUAUAUUUGCUGAAAACAGGACAAAGUGGAGAAGACCACUAUCCUUUUUAAAACUGGCAUAUAUUCACCAAAACCAUUAUUUCUUAGUUGCUACUAUAAUCACAAAAAGAACAUUAUUAACAAGUCUUUCUUUCCCUUCCUUCCUUCCUUCCUUCCUUCCUU
This is a messenger RNA of Catharus ustulatus (Swainson's thrush), 2045 nucleotides long. It is a transcript of the gene TBX20, whose product is annotated as T-box transcription factor 20. The transcript has 8 exons. The record is from RefSeq and is a predicted model, not a curated record. Bases 98 to 1420 code for a protein of 440 amino acids. NCBI's taxonomy places the organism in Eukaryota, Metazoa, Chordata, Aves, Passeriformes, Turdidae. Gene Ontology annotation, biological process: vasculogenesis; heart looping; regulation of transcription by RNA polymerase II. Gene Ontology annotation, cellular component: nucleus. Gene Ontology annotation, molecular function: DNA-binding transcription factor activity, RNA polymerase II-specific; RNA polymerase II cis-regulatory region sequence-specific DNA binding.